Rhododendron vialii is the source of this 669-nucleotide messenger RNA. RefSeq lists its product as uncharacterized. The record is from RefSeq and is a predicted model, not a curated record. The coding region runs from base 1 to 669 and encodes 222 amino acids. Gene Ontology annotation, molecular function: nucleic acid binding; RNA-DNA hybrid ribonuclease activity. Lineage: Eukaryota; Viridiplantae; Streptophyta; Magnoliopsida; Ericales; Ericaceae. The transcript has a single exon.
AUGGCUGCAGUUAUGAUGUGGUUUAUAUGGAAGUGUAGAAAUGGAGCUAUUUUUGAACAAAAGCUCUCUCUCCCUGGGAUGGUAUGUAAGCGGGCUGUGGAGUAUUUGCAAGAGUUCUUAUCUGCGAACUCCUUGGGUCCUGCACCAGUAAUAUCGUGUGGGGAAGGAAGACUUAGUUCGUGGCAAAGGCCUCCAGCUGGUACUUUUAAGAUUAAUGUGGAUGGGUCUUGGAAGAAAGGGUUGAUGAGAGGGGGUUUUGGGGUUGUGAUCAGGGAUUUUCGAGGUUGUUUUGUUGCUGCUUCUAUGGGAUUUUUUCAGUGGUGUGCGAGUUCAUUGGUUGCAGAAGCCUUGGCAAUUCGGCAGGGUAUUUUGUUGGGAUCUCAACUCGGUUUAGGGUCUGUUAUUUUGGAGAGUGAUGCUCAAUUGCUCGUGAAUAUGCUCAAUAGUCAAGCUGCAGUUAGUCAAGAGGUGGAAGUCGUUACUCAUGAUGUUCAGGUUUUGAGUAAUAAUUUCCAUUGUUGCAGUUUUUCCUUUGUUCGUAGGACCGUUAAUAAUGUUGCUCAUGUUUUAGCUGGUGAAGGUUUUUGUGGUUUGGGGUAUAGUCGUUGGACUGAGUCCCCUCCGUUGUGGUUGCUUGGUCCUCUUUUUAGGGACGAGUCUUCCGUUUGA